Molecule: messenger RNA, 2005 nt
Organism: Lepidothrix coronata (blue-crowned manakin)
Lineage: Eukaryota; Metazoa; Chordata; Aves; Passeriformes; Pipridae
Gene: PPP1R1B
Product: protein phosphatase 1 regulatory inhibitor subunit 1B
Exons: 8
Coding region: 993-1655 (220 amino acids)
Biological process (GO): intracellular signal transduction
Cellular component (GO): cytoplasm
Molecular function (GO): protein phosphatase inhibitor activity
Source: RefSeq, a predicted model, not a curated record
CACCGGGAGAUCCGGGGGACGGAGCCAGUUCCCAGCUCCCCCUUCCUCAUUCCUGCUCAGGGGCGGCUUCCACGGCCACUGCCCCAGGACGUCCCGGGAGGGGACGGGCCACCUCUCUGUCUCCUGGUGACCCUGCUGUCCCCCUGCACAGGGACCCCCUGGUUGUGCCCCCUCAGCGGGGUCCGGACAGAUGCCCUUGAUGCCCCAGGCCCCCCCUGUAUGGAAUGUGCAGCACCGGUGCCAAGUGGUGCCCGGGGGGGCUGAGCCCCCACUUCCCCGGGGGGAAAAAUUGGCUUUUCAUGGGAUUUUCUGUGGGGAAAAUCACUGAGGGCCAGGGAAGAGCCGGGGCAGGUGGGCACAGCCUGGGUGAGGGCACGGUCCCCCACCUCCGGCAUCCCAGGGGCUGCAGCUGGAGGCGGGGGGGACCCCCAGCACGCAGGUGAUGGGAUUUUUUGGGGGUCCCAUGUCCCCACGGAUGUCCCCUGGCCAUAUCCCCGGAGUGGUGUCCCUGUCCCGUGCAGCGCAGAGCAGCCCGGGAGGAGAUUUUCUCACUGCCCACCCAAGGGUGGGAGCGGCUGGACCCCCACCCCCUGCCCACCCCCGCCCGGGGGGAGACUGAGGCACAAGGGACAUGGAGACAGCUGUCCCUGUCCCAUCCCAACCCGCCACCGCAGCCGGGGGUCCCCCACGGCAGGGAAGGGGUUAAGGACCCCCCACGGGUUGGCUGAACCCCCUGAGGGGCUCCCCAAGGGCUCAUUACCGCGGCCUCAGCCCCCCUGCCCGGGGAGGGGGGGAUGAAUAAUUCAGCGCCUGGUAGGAAGACGUGUCCUCCCUCCCUCUCCUUCCUCCUCCUCCUCCUCCUCCUCACCGGCUCUGCCUUCCCCACCUCCCGCCACUCUCAUUCCUCGCCGUACCGAGCCCCGGGCGCCACCGAACUCCGCUCGGUACCGGCGGCAGAGACCCCCCGGCUCCGGUGACUCCCGGCCAAGGCCAUGGACCCCAAGGAGCGCAAGAAGAUCCAGUUCUCCGUGCCGGCCCCCCCCAGCCAGCUGGACCCCCGCGCCGUCGAGAUGAUCCGCCGGAGGAGGCCCACGCCGGCCAUGCUCUUCCAGCUCUCCGAACACUCCUCCCCAGAGGACGAGAACCUGCCCUACCAGCGCUCCUCGGGCGAGGGCUGCCUGCUCAAACCAAAGAGGACCAACCCGUGUGCCUACACCCCACCCUCGCUCAAAGCCGUGCAGCGCAUCGUGCAGUCCCACCUGGAGGAGAGCGGCCUGGGAGGGGGGGACAGCUCCGACGGGGAGCCCGAUGACGGGGAGCACGGCUGCGACCCCGACAGCGGCCUCGAGUCUGCCCCGGGGAGCCAGGGCAGAGAGAGGAGCUACUUCCCCGCGGGGCUCAAGGCGCACAAGCGGAAAGGCGGGCAGAAGGUUUCCUUCGCCGGCGGCAUCGACGAGCGCGAGGAGGACCUGAAGGCGCUGACGGUGUCCGAGAUCCCCGAGGACCCCGAGGGCGACGAGGGUGAUGAGGAGGAGCCGGGGCAGGAGCAGGACGGUGGCACUGGGGAGCGGCGACACGUGGGCUUCUCCGAGGUGCCCCCGCGCCCCAUCGGCACCGAGCGCCACUCGCCCACCUUCCCGCUGGGCACCAGUUAGCCGGCGCCGGGACACUGGGACCCGGCCCCCCCCGCCAGCAAACACCCCCCAAAUCCGGCCUCAGCAGCUUCGCCUGUGCCCCCCCGGCCGCCCCCCUGCCCGCUGCCUGCGCUUCGUCUGCCGUGUGCCGCGCCGUGCCGUGCCAUGCCGGGACAAACUGGGCCGUACUGGGCCAAACUGGGCCAUGCCGGGCCAUGCCAGGCCCCUCCCCACCCCCUCCCCACGGGCCUCGUGCCACCCCCAACCCCGGCUGCCAGGGCAGGGGCUGGGGAGGGACCCCCCGGGUGCUGGAGGGGUCUGGGCCCCCCCAGCCCCCCCGGGUUGUGCCCCCCCGGGUCCCCCCUCGAGCA